Tachyglossus aculeatus (Australian echidna) is the source of this 4786-nucleotide messenger RNA. It is a transcript of the gene TAF4, whose product is annotated as TATA-box binding protein associated factor 4. The record is from RefSeq and is a predicted model, not a curated record. Lineage: Eukaryota; Metazoa; Chordata; Mammalia; Monotremata; Tachyglossidae. Gene Ontology annotation, molecular function: DNA binding; RNA polymerase II general transcription initiation factor activity; protein heterodimerization activity. Gene Ontology annotation, biological process: DNA-templated transcription; transcription initiation at RNA polymerase II promoter. Gene Ontology annotation, cellular component: transcription factor TFIID complex.
AUGGCGGCGGGUUCGGAUCUGCUGGAUGAGGUCUUCUUCAACAGCGAGGUGGACGAGAAAGUGGUGAGCGACCUGGUGGGCUCCCUGGAGUCCCAGCUGGCGGCCAGCGCGGCCCACCACCACCACCACCACCCCCACCCCCACAAAACGCCCGAGAGCCGGCCCGGGGCCGCCGGGGCGCUGGGGAACCAUGUUGGGAGCAGCCCCGGAGGGGUAGGAGCCGCCGCCGCCACCGCCGCCACCGCCGCCACCGCCGCCAAUGUCCAGACGGAGGGCAGCAAAAUGGGACCGGCUCAGGAGGUCACAAAAGCAGGGGCCGGAGCAGCCCAAGGAGGUGUUAUUAAUCACAACACGGCCAGGUCUCCGGGUUCGGCUGUGCUGGAUGGAGCCUCCUCCUCUUCCUCCUCUUCUUCCUCCUCCUCCGGGGGCGGCGGGGGCACCGGCACCGGCAGCAGCAGCGGUGCUGGCGGCAGCAGCGCGGCAGGACCUGAAGCCGCCCCCGGUGCCCCCGCCGCGGGCCAGGGCAAACCGGGGGUCAGCAGCGGCGGCACCAUGGCAACCGCCCUGGCCUCCAGAAACGGCAAAAUCGGGCCCAGCGCCGCCGCCAGCACCACCACCACCACCACCACCACCACCACCACCACGGGCCAAACUUUGAACGGGAGUAACGUCGUGGUGAACUCGCACCAUUCAGGAAGUGCUGCUGCUGCUGCUGCUGCUGCUGCUUUUACCGGGACUCCCGCCGCCGCCCCCCUGGUCAACAACGGGCCCGGAUCGGUCGCGCUGCCCCCGGGGAAGGCGAACGCCGUCAACGCCGUUUUGCCUUCACCCUCCUCCAACACUGUCAUCCAGACUUCUUUCCUCAGCCCCGCCGUGUCGUCCUCGUCGUCGUCGUCGUCGUCCUCUCCCGCCCCCACGGUGAUCUCCUCCUCGCAGCCGCCCGCCCCGUCCAGCCUGGGCAGCGGGCCGCCCUCCGUGGCCCUGGUCAGGCCGCCCGUCCACGCGGCCGGACCCGCCGCCGCCUCCUCGGUGGCCGCCUCGGUGGCCACGCAGAACGGGAGCAACACCGUGAUCAAUUCGACCGUCGGCGUGGCGGGGGCCCUGCCCGCCCAGGCCCCGGCCUUGGCCCCGGCCUCCGCCGCCGCCGUGGCCACCGUGGGCUCUGGAGGGGUUGCCCUCCAGUCGUCGCCCAUCGUGAACAGCCAGCCCGGCUCCGGUGUGCCCGUCGCGCCCACCGCCGCCGCCGCCGCCGCGCAGGUCAUCAAGUCAGAGUCUCCCAAGACCAUCGUGCAGGCCGUGCCCCAGCAGCCGGCGCUGGCGACCGGUGGCCAGCCCGGCGCGGGGGGCAACGUGAUCAUUGGGCAGACUAUGCAAGGGGGACUCCCCAAUCCCCCCCCGGCCCCCGGGACCCCCACGGGGAUGGCCAAGGGCACUGCCAGCGCGGUGGCGCAGAGCGUGCCCAGGACGCCGACGGCUACCACCGGUGGCAUCCGAGCCACUUUGACUCCCACGGUUUUAGCGCCCCGUUUGCCUCAGCCACCUCAGAAUCCAACAAAUAUUCAAAACUUUCAGUUACCCCCAGGUAUGGUCCUUGUGCGCAGUGAGAAUGGGCAGUUGUUAAUGAUUCCUCAGCAAGCUUUGGCCCAGAUGCAGGCUCAGGCUCAUGCCCAGUCCCAGCCUCAGAAUACCAUGGCACCUCGUCCUGCCACACCCACAAGUGCCCCCCCAGUCCAGAUAUCAACGGUGCCGGCACCUGGAACACCUAUUAUUGCCAGGCAAGUAACGCCUACAACUAUAAUCAAACAGGUGUCUCAGGCACAGACAACGGUACAACCCACUACAACACUACAGCGUCCACCUGUUGUACAGCCUCAAAUUGUCCUGGGUGGUGCUGCACAGACAACUGCAUUAGGAACAGCCACAGCUGUGCAAACUGGAACUCCUCAGAGAACCGUCCAAGGAGCAACGGCAACUUCUACGGCUGCCACAGAAACUAUGGAAAAUGUGAAGAAAUGCAAGAAUUUCCUAUCUACGUUAAUAAAACUGGCAUCAUCUGGUAAACAGUCAACAGAGACUGCAGCUAAUGUGAAAGAACUAGUACAAAACUUGCUGGAUGGAAAAAUUGAAGCGGAAGAUUUUACUAGCAGGUUGUACCGAGAACUUAAUUCUUCACCUCAACCUUACCUUGUGCCUUUCCUGAAGAGGAGUUUACCUGCCUUGAGACAGUUAACCCCAGACUCGGCGGCUUUUAUCCAGCAAAGUCAACAGCAGCAGCCCACGACACAGGCAACGACAGCACUUACAGCAGUGGUGCUGAGCAGCUCAGUUCAGCGCACAGCAGGGAAGGCCACCGCCACUGUAACGAGUACCCUUCAACAACCGGUAAUCAGUCUAACGCAGCCUACACAAGUCGGCGUCGGCAAACAAGGACAACCAACACCACUGGUCAUCCAACAGCCACAAAAACCUGGGACUUUGAUAAGACCUCCACAGGUAACAUUGACACAAACCCCUAUGGUAGCACUGCGGCCGCCGCACAAUCGUAUUAUGCUUACUACGCCUCAACAGAUUCAAUUAAACCAACUUCAGACAGUUCCUGUUGUAAAACCUACUGUAUUACCUGGAACCAAAGCUCUUUCCACUGUUUCAGCACAAGCCACUGCCGCACAGAAGAAUAAACUUAAAGAACCAGGGGGAGGCUCCUUUAGGGAUGAUGAUGACAUUAAUGAUGUUGCGUCAAUGGCUGGAGUAAACUUAUCAGAAGAAAGUGCGAGGAUAUUGGCAACAAAUUCUGAAUUAGUGGGUACAUUAACAAGGUCUUGUAAAGAUGAAACCUUUCUUCUUCCAGCACCUUUACAAAGAAGGAUAUUAGAAAUAGGUAAAAAGCAUGGAAUAACAGAAUUACAUCCCGAUGUAGUAAGUUACGUAUCGCAUGCAACGCAACAAAGGCUACAAAACCUUGUAGAAAAAGUAUCGGAAACUGCCCAACAAAAGAAUCUCUCUUAUAAGGAUGAUGACAGAUAUGAGCAGGCAAGCGACGUCCGGGCACAGCUCAAAUUCUUUGAACAACUUGAUCAAAUUGAAAAACAGAGAAAAGAUGAACAAGAAAGGGAAAUUUUGAUGCGAGCUGCAAAGUCUCGAUCUAGGCAAGAAGAUCCAGAACAACUUAGGUUGAAACAGAAGGCAAAAGAGAUGCAGCAACAAGAGCUAGCUCAGAUGAGACAAAGGGAAGCCAAUUUAACAGCAUUAGCUGCAAUUGGUCCUAGGAAGAAAAGGAAAGUGGAUUCUCCGGGACCUGGAUCGGGAACGGAGGGAUCUGGCACAAGCGCAGCGGUCCCGGGCAGCUCUGGAGUCGGAACCACCAGACAGUUUACGCGACAAAGGAUAACGCGGGUCAACCUCAGGGACCUCAUAUUUUGUUUAGAAAAUGAGCGAGAGACAAGCCAUUCACUAUUGCUAUACAAAGCAUUCCUUAAGUAAAAUGGAAAAGAUCAAGGUAUUUUUGAUGGAGACGCCUGGGGACGUUUUUAUAUAUUUGCAGAUUACGCCUUUUUGUAACAAGCAAAUGGGAUAUUGUUUGAAAAACAACCACCUCUUUACACGGAACAGUUUUAUAUUCCUGUUUAUAAAUCAGCUCUUCAGUAUGAGAGAAAAAUACAUUUCUGUAACAGUGAAAAUACUUGCAAGGCCUGUGGAUUCUGUUAAAGGACAAUUAAAUCUUGACUCAUCUUUGAUUGAGUGGCCUUCUUGCCAAACAAGCCAUAUAUAAAGACUGAUGGAAUCGUUUAGCAAAUAAUUAGCUAUCCUUUGUCAGACCUGUAACAGUUUCAACAUUAUUUGUGCAUUUUAGUUGUUCGACUCAACUAAACUAAUUACAUAGGUAUAUAUGUCUACAGCCGAUGACCUCAUUUCGUUUUUUAUUUUUAUUUUUUUAAAUAGUCAGUUGGCAAAGCAAACUGAUUUUUAGAUUAUUUAUCUUGCUCCCCUCUCCCCAACGUUCAAAUUCUAGAGGAAUACUCAACUUUAGAAACAUAACCUCAGUUUGUAAUCACAUUACUGCUUAUUAGAGGCCCUGAGAGACCAUAAAGGAGGGUUCCUUCUGAAUGUGUUAUCAGCAUCUGUAAAAAUGCAUUUUAUUUGCUAUAGUUUGUAAAGCUGUAAAGUUAAAAGAAAAAUGAAAACCUUUUCAGCAUAAAUAUAUUUUACUUGCACUGUGUUUUUUUAGCUAAAAAGUGAAAGCUUAGAUUAAAUGAAAUCAAAGUUGAGAGGAAUCAUCAAAAGACUGUUUCUCAGUGUGAAUCAAGUGUUGAAAAAUGGUUGGUGUAUUUUGUCAGUAAUUGUACAUAAUUUUUGGCACAUAACAUAAAAAUGGCUAUGUAAACUAUAAUUAUUUUGCUAAAAGACUGUAUGCAAGCUGUGGGCCAACUUUAAAGAUGUCCAGAGCAAAGUCCCUUCUUUGUACCUAUUUUUUUAUUACAAAUAUACUAAUUGGUUCUUUAUAUUUUCAGAGGUUAUUGUAUUAAAUUGUCUAUUGAUAGUACUUUUAUGACUGUAAAUAUUUUGGCUUUCUUUGUGUGACUUCUCAUGGUAGAAUUUAACUCUCUUGCGUGUAAACUGAAUGCUGAUCAGUAUUUUUAUCAACACCUGACAACUGUUACACCUUUUAUUUUGUCUUUUAGGAAAUCCUGUCUUUCCAUUUUUUCAUGUAAAUUUUGCACAGUUACUUGUUCAUAUGUAAAUAUUUUACUUUCAAAAAUGAAGUUUUUAAUUGCUAUUGUUUUAUAUA